UAUCCGUCUUCAAAACAAGAACAAACCUACCCCAAUCACACGCCAGGAAAUUUCAAGGAAAUAUCGUCGCAGACUCUGAAACUCCCUUCCGAAUAGAUCUGAUCCAAAACUUCUGGGCUUGGGUUUUCUAAAUUUUGAUCAGAUUUCUAACGAUCGGAGGUUAAUUUUGGGUUCAGAUUGGUCUAAUCAGGGUUAUUAUUCAAAGAUCCGACUGUUAGUAAAAUCAUCGACAUGAGUCGUCCACAUGAACCACACCAGCCCUUCUUCCCAUUUGGGAAUCCUUUCCGAAUGUUAUCAUCAUCUCAUUUGUCUCGAAAGCUUCUUAUACUAUCAAAUACUUUUGAGGAAACCUUGGCAGGGAGGCUAGGAAGGCUUAAUCCCAAAGACAAGGAUGAAGUCCUCGGCUUUUCAUGGAUGAAAUUAGCAAUGGAGUCACUUUGUGAAACGCAUAACGACAUAAAAACCCUCAUAACAGAGCUUGAACUCCCCGUGUGUGACUGGGAUGAGAAAUGGAUAGAUGUGUACUUGGAUGUUAGUGUGAAUUUGCUUGAUGUAUGCAUUGCUUUCAGCUCUGAGCUCUCACGGUUGAACCAGGGAAAUCUCUUGCUUCAGUGUUUGCUACACAAUUUCAAAUCCAACUCUUCAAAGCUGUUUAUCCGGGCCCGAUCUUCACUUGAUGGCUGGAGACAGCAUGUUAAUUCAAAGAACCCUAGAGUUGAAAACUGUUGCACCAUUUUGGACAAGCUUGUGAAGUCACUGGAUCUUCCCAAGGUUAAGAACUCAGCCAAAGGUAAGGUUUUAAUGAGUGCUCUUUAUGGAGUUAAGGUGGAGACAAUAUUUGUCUGUAGCGUCUUUGCUGCAGCUUUCUCUGGUUCUGGUAAAAAGUUGCUAGAUUUAAAUGUUGCUGACAAAUUUAUAUGGGCACAAGCUUAUACUGCCCUGCAGACUAGUGUGAACGGGGAAAUUAGAAAUAUAUUGUCCAGUGGACAAUUUCCAGUUUUGAAAGAACUUGAAGCAGUUGAUACAAGUGUCAAGAAAUUGUAUCCCAUGAUUCAAGAUGGUGUCGACCUUGUUGAAGUGGAAGUAUUCCAGAAUUCUGUUUCAGAUUUGGGAAGGAGAGCCGAUAAACUUUCACAAGGACUAGAUCUUCUUACAAAGGAAGUGGAUAGCUUUUUUCAGUUAGUUUUAACUGGGCGUGAUGCUCUGCUUUCUAAUCUAAGAACAAGUGUUACUGAUUCUGAUGGAAGGCUUAUGGGAAACGGAAUAGAACGAGUUUGAAGUUGAUUAUGCUGGAACUAAACUCAAUCCGAAAUACAGAUGGGUUUGGGUAUGUGGUUUUCUGUUUUCCUAUCUAUCAUAGUGUACCUUGUUGUGUCGCUUAUCAUAUCCAGUAUAGUAUGAGUUGCAAGGAAUGUUGUGUCUCUGUGCUACUGGAAUGCAUCUGUAUAAAUUACAAUGUAAUGUUAUUACUAUAUGAAAGAAUGUGGCGUUUG
Molecule: messenger RNA, 1493 nt
Organism: Juglans microcarpa x Juglans regia
Lineage: Eukaryota; Viridiplantae; Streptophyta; Magnoliopsida; Fagales; Juglandaceae
Product: protein BPS1, chloroplastic-like
Exons: 3
Coding region: 232-1278 (348 amino acids)
Source: RefSeq, a predicted model, not a curated record